AUGGCCGACAUUUCCUCAACAUCUUCGACCACCGAGGACGAGCUCCCCCCGCCCCAAAAUGCGGACACAGAAAAGGCCUCAGCCACCGAGCCCGCCCACUCGCCUCAGCGGAGCAUGGCGCAGGCCAUCGGCCUCAUAGCGACAUGCACGACUGCCAUGGUCCUCAACUCUUCAAACUCGACCGCCGUCGCCAUCGCGCUGCCGACCAUCGGCCGCGAUCUCAACAUCCCGGAGUACCGUUUGCAGUGGGUCGUCUCUGCGUAUUCCCUCAGUUCGGGCUGUCUGCUGCUCUUUCUUGGCCGUCUCGCUGACCUCCAUGGCCGAAAGCUCUCUUUCCUGUUCGGCGCCUUCGUGUUAGGCGUGUUCGGAUUGGGAUGCGGUUUCGCCCAAGAUGAGAUCACGCUGGAUGUCCUUCGUGGGUUUCAAGGUAUCGGCGGGGCUGCGGUUAUCCCCGCUUCACUUGGCAUGCUAGCGCAUGCGUUCCCGCCGUCGCGCAUCCGCUCGAUCGCCUUCGCCACAUUCGCCGCAGGAGCACCGGUGGGCGCCGCCAUUGGGAGCAUCAUUGGCGGUGUGCUCACGCAGCUCACAGAGAAGACGUGGCGCUCCGUCUUCUAUUUCAUGACGGGCAUCUCUGCUCUGGUCUUCCUGGGCGGGCUCCUGACAUUUGACAAGGACAUGCCGUCGACGGAGCAGGAUAAACGCGUGGACUGGCUGGGCGCCUUCCUUGUCACGGCCGGCCUUGUGAUGAUCGUCUUCGUGCUCAGUGACGGGAACAUUGCGCCGAACGGGUGGAAGACAAGCUACAUUAUUGCACUGCUCAUCGUCGGCGUACUCCUCCUUGGCGUGUACGUCGGGUGGCAGUACUACCUCGAGCGCGUGCAAGACGAUCCCAAUGCACCGCGGAGCUGGUUGACGCCCCCGCCGCUGCUACGCAUCACGCUCUUCUCGCGCGGGAACGGGAAGCUCGCGGCGAUCCUCGCGAUCGCGUUCCUCGAGUACUGCGGGUUCAUGGCGUUCCCGUUCUGGCUGCAGCUGUAUUAUCAGGAUUACAUCGGGCUGAACCCGAUCCUGACGAUGGUGCGGCUCCUGCCCAUGUUCAUCACGGGCGUGCUGUGCAACGUCGCCGUCGCGCUCGUCGUGGGUUUCGUUCCCGUCGUCUACCUCAUCGUGCUCGGGACGACGCUGACGGGGGUGGCGAAUGUGCUCUUUGCGGUGAUUGACCCGGCGGCCACGUACUGGGCAUUCGGGUUCCCGGCAACGGUGCUGAUCGUGUUCGGCGCGGACUUUGUGUUCCCGUCCGGGACGCUGUUCGUCGCGCGGGUGUGUCUUCCGCACGAGCAGAGCGUCGGCGGGGCGCUGUUCCAGACGCUCACGCAGCUCGGCGGUGCGUUCGGGCUGGCGAUCACGACGAUCGUGUAUGACGCGACGCUCAAGCGCGUGUCGCUCCAGGACGGGGUGGUGAUCAAUGUCAACGGCACGAACGCGCCCGCGCCCGCGCAGCUGCGGGCGUACAAGGACGCGUUCUUCACCGCGUCGGCGUUCAACUUCCUCGGUGCGCUUUUGGCGAUCGUGUUCUUGCGCACGGCAGGCGUUGUCGGGGACAGCGGCAAGAGCGGAGACGGCGACCCCCCCGAACCCGAGGAAAAGGCGCCUGUGCGCAGUGAAUCGCCAUCGCUCGUGCCCUGA
Molecule: messenger RNA, 1686 nt
Organism: Sparassis crispa
Lineage: Eukaryota; Fungi; Basidiomycota; Agaricomycetes; Polyporales; Sparassidaceae
Product: efflux transporter
Exons: 11
Coding region: 1-1686 (561 amino acids)
Biological process (GO): transmembrane transport
Cellular component (GO): membrane
Molecular function (GO): transmembrane transporter activity
Source: RefSeq, a predicted model, not a curated record